Messenger RNA from Numida meleagris (helmeted guineafowl), 4973 nucleotides. RefSeq names its product phospholipase C like 1 (inactive) (gene PLCL1). Gene Ontology annotation, molecular function: phosphatidylinositol-4,5-bisphosphate phospholipase C activity. Gene Ontology annotation, biological process: intracellular signal transduction; lipid metabolic process. Bases 121 to 3411 code for a protein of 1096 amino acids. The transcript is spliced from 6 exons. NCBI's taxonomy places the organism in Eukaryota, Metazoa, Chordata, Aves, Galliformes, Numididae. The record is from RefSeq and is a predicted model, not a curated record.
CCCCUGCCCCGCCGCCGCGCACUGAGCGGAGCGCCGCGGGACGCGGUUCCGCCCAUCCCUCCCCUCCCCUCCCGGGCCGCCCGCAGCGCCCCGCAGAAGUUGCCGCCGUUCGGCGGGGCGAUGGCAGAGGCCGCAGGCGGCAGGGAGCGGCCGGCCGGCCGGGCCCCUCCCGACACCGUCGCCCGCGCCGAGGAGGAGCAGCCCGAGGCGGCGGGCAGGAGGCGGGAGCGCCGCAGCGGUGUCUCGGCCGUCGGUGCCGGAGAGCGCUUCCCCGGCGGCAGCCUGGGGCCGGCGGCAGCGCCCGAGCCCGACGCCUCUCUCCUGGAGGCGGCCAAAGCCACCCCGCGCCGGAGCAGCAUCAUCAAGGAUCCUUCAAACCAGAAAUGUGGAAGAAAGAAAACAGUGUCCUUCAGCAGCAUGCCAUCAGAGAAGAAAAUAAGCAGCGCUAGUGACUGUAUCAGCUUUAUGCAGGCUGGGUGUGAACUGAAGAAAGUUCGUCCAAAUUCCCGGAUUUAUAACCGUUUUUUUACUUUGGAUCCUGACCUGCAGGCUCUUCGUUGGGAGCCUUCCAAAAAGGACCUUGAGAAAGCCAAACUUGAUAUUUCUGCUAUAAAGGAAAUUAGACUAGGGAAGAACACAGAAACGUUCAGGAAUAAUGGACUUGCAGACCAGAUUUCUGAGGACUGUGCACUGUCGGUAAUUCAUGGUGAGAACUAUGAGUCUCUUGACCUGGUUGCCAAUUCAGCUGACGUGGCCAAUAUUUGGGUAUCAGGAUUAAGGUACUUGGUUUCUCGUAGCAAACAACCCCUGGAUUUGAUGGAAAGCAGCCAUAAUACCCCACGAUUUGCCUGGCUGAAGACUGUAUUUGAAGCAGCAGAUGUUGACGGUAAUGGAAUUAUGUUAGAAGAUACAUCUGUGGAACUAAUAAAGAAGCUUAACCCCACCUUAAAGGAAUCAAAGAUUAGAUUAAAAUUCAAGGAAAUCCAGAAGAGCAAAGAGAAACUGACAACACGAGUAACAGAAGAGGAAUUUUGUGAAGCAUUCUGCGAACUUUGCACAAGACCUGAAGUUUAUUUCUUACUCGUGCAGAUAUCUAAAAACAAAGAGUAUCUAGAUGCCAAUGACCUCAUGCUGUUUUUAGAGGCUGAGCAAGGAGUGACCCACAUAACAGAAGAAAUGUGUCUAGAUAUUAUACGCAGAUAUGAGCUUUCUCAAGAAGGACGUUUGAAAGGUUUUCUUGCAAUUGAUGGAUUUACUCAAUAUUUGCUGUCCCCAGAAUGUGAUAUUUUUGAUCCUGAGCACAAAAAGAUUGUCCAAGACAUGACACAGCCCUUGUCGCAUUACUACAUCAAUGCAUCUCACAAUACCUAUCUAAUAGAAGACCAGCUCAGAGGGCCAGCUGAUAUCAAUGGUUACGUCAGAGCUUUAAAAAUGAGUUGUCGGAGCAUUGAACUAGAUGUCUGUGAUGGCCCAGAUAAUGAGCCCAUUAUUUGUAAUCGUAACAACAUGACAUCACCACUUUCAUUUCGAAAUGUUAUUGAGGUGAUAAACAAAUUGGCUUUCUUUGCAUCAGAAUACCCCCUUAUUCUCUGCUUGGGGAACCACUGCUCCGUACAACAGCAGAAGGUUAUGGUACAACACAUGAAAAGGAUCUUUGGAAACAAACUCUACACGGAGACACCUUUAUCUUCAGAAGCCUACCUCCCAUCACCUGAGAAGCUGAAAAUGAAGAUCAUUGUAAAGGGGAAGAAGCUACCCUGCGACCAGGAUAUACUAGAAGGGGAAGUCACAGAUGAAGAUGAAGAGGCUGAAAUAUCCCGGAGACUGUCAGAAGACUUCUCGAGGGAACCAAAGCUGAUCUGGCUCUGCAAGGAGUUGUCUGACUUGGUGUCCCUAUGCAAAUCUGUCCAAUACAAAGACUUUGAGACAUCCAUGAAAGCUCAAAAUUAUUGGGAAAUCUGUUCCUUUAGUGAGGCAGAAGCCAGUCGAAUUGCAAAUGAAUACCCUGAAGAUUUUGUCAACUACAACAAAAAGCUUCUUUCCAGGGUGUACCCAAGUGCUAUGAGGAUAGACUCCAGUAACUUAAAUCCUCAAGAUUUUUGGAAUUGUGGUUGCCAGAUAGUGGCAAUGAACUAUCAGACUCCAGGGCCCAUGAUGGACCUGCAUACUGGCUGGUUUCUACAGAAUGGUGGAUGCGGAUAUGUUCUCAGGCCUUCGGUAAUGCGUGAAGAAGUGUCUUAUUUCAGCGCAAAUACAAAGGGCAUUGUUCCAGGGGUCUCUCCCCAAGUUCUACAUGUCAAAAUAAUCAGUGGACAGAACUUUCCAAAGCCCAAGGGUGCGUGUGCAAAAGGGGAUGUCAUAGAUCCCUAUGUUUGUAUAGAAAUACAUGGGAUUCCUGCAGAUUGCACUGAACAAAGAACUAAAACUGUUCAGCAAAACAGUGAUAACCCAAUUUUUGAUGAGAGCUUUGAGUUCCAGAUCAAUCUACCAGAGUUGGCCAUGAUCCGUUUUGUGGUUUUGGAUGAUGACUACAUUGGGGAUGAGUUCAUAGGCCAGUACACCAUCCCACUGGAGUGCCUACAGCCUGGAUACAGGCACAUACCGCUGCGAUCUUUUGUUGGUGACAUCAUGGAGCAUGUUACGCUGUUUGUUCAUAUUGCAAUAACCAAUCGAAGUGGAGGUGGAAAGGCCCAAAAGCGCAGCCUUUCAGUGAGGAUAGGAAAGAAAGCAAGGGAGUACACCAUGCUGAGGAACACUGGGCUCAAGACUAUCGAUGACAUCUUUAAGUUGGCUGUGCAUCCACUACGAGAGGCCACCGACAUGAGAGAGAACAUGCAGAAUGCCAUGGUGUCCGUUAAAGAGCUGUGCGGGCUACCACCCAUCGCAAGCUUGAAGCAGUGCAUCCUGACCCUGUCCUCACGGCUCAUAAGCAGUGAGAAUGCACCCUCUGUUACCCUCUGUAUGAAGGACGCAUUUCCUUAUCUAGAGCCUCUGGGGACCAUGCCCGAUGUGCAGAAAAAGGUUCUGGCUGCAUAUGACCUGAUGAUUCAAGAGAGCAGGGUUCUUAUUGAGACGGCGGACAUCACUCACGACAAGAUUGUUCAGUGUCAGAAAGCAGGGAUGGAAUUCCAUGAAGAGCUUCAUAACCUUGGGACAAAGGAAGGUUUGAAAGGAAGAAAAUUAAGCAAAGCCAUUGAAAGCUUUGCAUGGAAUAUCACAGUGCUGAAGGGCCAAGGAGAUCUCCUGAAGAAUGCCAAGAAUGAAGCCCUGGAGAACAUGAAACAGAUCCAGCUGGCGUGCCUAUCCUGCGGACUGAGCAAAACUGGAAGCGGGCCUGCAGAUGCAAAGUCAAAGCGAUGCCUAGAGGCGAUACAGGAGAAGGAUACAGGAGAUGAAAAUGGGAGGCUGUGAUAGGAGGCAGAGCUGUCAUGUUUGUCACAGAUUUCAAUAGCUCUAAACUAUUUUUUUAAAGCUUUUAAAAAUUCACACAGGAAUGCCCUGUACAGGGUGUUAAUAGUAUUAAAAUCCUCACAAUGUCAGUAUUUUAAUGCAGUUUAUUUAUCUAAGUUGAACUCUGGUAGUAAGAUUUCUAAUGAAGCCAAGCUGUCUGUAUGCAAGUGCGCGUGUGUGCACAUAUGCAAAUCCUGUAGACACCCUUUCAUGCAUUACAUUAGUCAUUUGCUAAUUUAUUCCUUUGUCAUUUUUGAAUAGGCCUGUUCGUUCUGAAGAUCAAAACAAAUAGAGAGUACUUGUAUCAGCUUUUGUGCUUUAUUUUACUCUCCAGCUUUUGUCAUUUAACUUAUAGGUUAUAUUAUUGUUAUACUGUUUAAACAGACAAAAUACAUCAACAAAUGUCAUUACUGUUUUUGUGAGGGCAAAAACAGUGGUUUGCUGCAGAUCCUGAACAUGAUUUUUAAUGAACAAUUUAAAUAGAGAAGAUAUUAAAUGAUCAGAAUGGCUGAGUAGAUUGUGAUUAGAUUUCAGGUGUACAUUUCACUGAAUUUUAGCAAACUGUUCUUUGGGAUACAUCUAGAUGACACAUACUAACAUAAGAACUAGCUGAUUUAUUUCAUUCUAGUACAUCAUUGCUACCUUGUAGAUCUGCAGGACACCUACAGUCUUUUCUGAUAGGCAUAGGUAUUUAACUUGUAUAGUGGUGAAUAUAGCUAGUCAGCCCUGUAGUUGCAAGGAGAGCUGUGAAUAUUCUUUGGUGAUACUCUGAAGGUGAGUUUCAGGUCCUCCUGAAAUGCACCAUGGUGCCAGUAUUGGAGGGAAGGUUUUAAAAAUUCCACAUACUGUGAGCUUUAUUGAAGAGGUGUGAGAGGUCAGACCUUGCUUGCCUUCUGUUUAGGAUCUUGUUGAAGUCAGCUGGAUAAAAUGGGCAGGAUCUGGCCUUAUGUUGUGGUGGUUAAGAAUCAUGCCAUGCUAGACAUUUGAAACAAGGCUGCAGAACUACUAUGGAUGUAGUAUAGAUAAAUAGCUUGGCAAAAAAGGGAUUACCAGCAUUUAUGUGCAGCAGUUACAAAUGACCUAGCAUGUGUCAAGUGUUUAGGGUAGUGCUGAGAAUUGGACAUCUUUUUGUGUUGCUGUAGAAAGAAAACAGAAAAUGUCAGAAAGAUAUGCAUUCUCGUCCUUUCCAGUGUCCAGUUCAUAUAUGCUCACAACGUUCAUGUCAAUUAAGUACUGUGCUUGAGUGUAGUAUUUGUGUUACCUAAACAGGACUAAGUGUUUUAUGGUUAUAAAAAAGAUUAUAUUUAUUUAAAGCAUUGCUUUUAUUUUGAAAAGCUACUUUUAAAAUUAAUUUGAUUAACAAAUAUGCUAAUUUUCUGAAUUUAAUGAAAAGUAAUUGCUUAAAGUUUGACCAUUGGAGAAUCUUAUAUAUCUAUUGUGUUAAGUUAUUUUUGACUUCUUAAUAACACUAUUAUGUUCAUGUUGCACAUUUCUGAGAGAGUAAAGCUAUGAAACAACUUUGA